UGUCGAGCAGCUUCACGCUGAAGGAACGCCAAAUGCCGGCAAUCCCGUGAUUGUUUACUACUACUACAACUACUGUAAUAUUUAUUAUUUAGUUUUAGUAACUGGUUUAUGGCUUAAAGUUUCAACGUUCUCAAUAUUCAAUCGAUUUGUGUCUUGUUUACCGUAGUCGAGGUGCCCAGAGACCCGAGUUCGCUGCUCGGUAUAAUGUCUGUUUUUCUACACGAAAUUUAAGAAAAACUGAAAUACCGGAUCGUAAAAAUGCAUUAGUUUAUUGGAAGACUGAAGUUGAUUAGUUUCUAACGCAUCAAAAUGGACACAGUUUAUCCAAAUGACGAUGAGAUCAAAUUUCGAAAACACCAUUAUAAAGGUGUUGAAGAAAUUUUGAACUGUGAAGUUAAAUGUACAAUUUGUAAUGAUGAUCUAUUACAUGAAAUUAUUUCAAAAAAAAUGAUUAUGGUUCAUCAAAGUCAUCUAUUUCUAUGUUGCUAUAACUGUUUCUACAAACUAUGUGAAGGCAAUAAGUAUAGUUGUAUUUUAUGCAAAUCCAACAAAGAUUUAUCUAAUUGUAUAAAGUGCAAUCUCAAUGUUUGUAAUAGGUGUGUUGAAAAUCAUGAAAUUGAUAUAAUAUCUAUUGGUGUUUUAAAUAAAUGCUUCAAUUGUGUACCAAAAAUGUUGUGGAAAGAAAGAGCUCAAGCUGCUAAUGUAUUGAAAGUAUUUUCUUCUCAAUUAUGUCUGCCUAAUGGUUUAUUAGUAAAUGAAACCGAUCAUGAACAAGCUGUUCGAAAAUACUUAGUAAAAGAAGCUAAAAUUGGACAAAAUUCUAAAAUAGAUAAUAUUAAAAACAAUUUAUGCAUUGAUUUCAUUUUUAAUUCAUAUAAGUUGUCUAUAACAAAUGAACUGUCAACAUUUUCUCCUAAAGAUUAUGAUUCAAUUAAUGAUAAUUUAAAUGAAUUCAUCAAUAUUUGUGAACAUGUUUUAGAAAAAACAUGUUCUACUUUAACCAAUUACAAGAGAAUAUUUAAUAUCAAUUCACAUUUGAGUCCUGGAGUUUCUUCUAUAAUGAAAUCUUUAUUGAAACCAGUUGAUGAAGAUGAUAACAUAUUGGUAAAUAAUUCUAUAUUAAAUGGAAAUCUAAAUAAAAACACCAAAAGCAAUACAGCCGAUCGUUUAAUAAAAACACCAAACAGAAGUACUAAAAGAAAUUUAAGAUCAGAAAAAAAACAGAAAAUUGAUACAAAUAAUUUAAGUACUAACAUUUCUUCUUCAAGUGUGCAGCCAAUAUCAUCCCCAAAUAAGUUAUCAGCAUUUAAGAACAUCAAUAAACAAUUAACUGUUGUUAUAGAGCGGUUAGACGAUUCUAUUAUAUCAAGUAUGAUGAGUAAUAAGUUGUCUAAUAAAGUUCAUCUUGAAUUGGAAAAAAAUGAAACAACUCAUCCUUUAAAUUUAUUUGAUGAUGAUAAUAGUGAUAGUGAUGAUAACAGAGAGUACACCAGAAAAUUGAGAAAUCGUACACUAAUAAAAACCAAUAAGGUAAAAAACCAGGCUAUAAACUCAACUAAAAGUCAAAAUAUACUUAAUGAAAAAUCCGACGAUGAAAAAGAAAAUGAUAGGCUUACUAAUUUAAGAACUAUUGAAAAAUGUUCUAAAAAAAAAAAAAGUGUAACUGAUGAUGAAGAUAAUUCUGAUGACACUAAUAUUAUACCAACUAACAAUACAAGUUUAAAAGUAUAUCAAAAUAAAUCAAAUAAUGAAAUAGAUAAGUUGGAAAGUAUUCAGCAAUUCCUUUCAACACUUGAUGCAACCGACUCUGAUACUGAUAAUGAUUUUCAAAAUGAAGACAAUUUAGAAUCGGUGAAAUGUAUUUUUACUGAAAUUAAAAAUGCUGUAGGAAUUCCUCAGAUUAACACUGAAGACAACAGUGGCGAUGAAAGUGAAGACAGCUCAAUUAAUGAUGUAAUAAAUUCAUGUUUAACUGCUUGCAAAAGACCUAGUAUUGAACAUUAUCAUAAUAAAACUCAAGAAACUGAAUCAAGCAUUUAUGAUAUGGAAACUAUUCAUGAAUCUGAAUUAGAAAAUGACAUUGAAAUGUCAGAAUCGUCAGAUAUACAUAAUAAUACAACUAUUGUUACUCGUUCAAGUAAAGUAACUCCAUUUAAAAUGCCAUCAACAAGUGAUGAUGAUAGUGAUUUCGAAUUUAAAAUCAAAAAUAAAACAAAAGGAGUAAAAAGAAAGCUGUUAACAUCCAACUCAACGAAAGAUUCAGAUUCUUCAUCAAAAUACUUUAAAAAAACACCAAAAAGAAAACUCAAAAAUAAUAUUAGAACUAGCUCAUGUGGCUUAACUAGUAAUAGCAGUAGCAAUAAUAGUAACAGCAGCAGCAGUUCUAAUGAGGAUUCAUCUCCUGUAAAUGUUAGGAAACGAAGAAGAAUUAAAAAAUUGUCUAAUGAUGAAUCUGAUGAAGUUAAUGAUUCUGAUAGCAAUAAUACUUCGAACAAUCGUUGUUUGCCAAAAAUAGGGCGAAAGAAUAUUCGUAAAAUGAAAAAAAAAGAAGAUCUCAGCGAAUUAACGCAAAGUGCUUUAAAAGAAGAAGGAUUACGUAAGAAGCGUAUUGAAAAACGUCAACAAGAAUAUAAUAAAUUUUGUAAUUUACCAAGACCAAUGGAAUCGUGUAAGAAAUUAGUAUUGGAUUUUGAUGAAAAUACAAUGGAAGAACUUGUUACAGUCCAUCCAGACCUUGUCAAAUUUCUUAAACCUCAUCAAGUGAAAGGAGUAACAUUUUUAUGGAAUUCUGUGUUUGAAUCAUUGGCUAGAAUAAAAGAACAUAAAGGAAAUGGAUCUAUCUUAGCUCAUUGUAUGGGUCUAGGUAAAACUCUACAAAUUAUAACUUUAAUUCAUACAUUAUUUAGAUAUCCAGAUACUGGCAUUAAAACUGUUUUAAUAAUUACUCCUAGUGCAACCAUUGAGAAUUGGUGUAAAGAGUUUCAUAAAUGGUUACACAAUAUUGACGAAAAUCAUUUCUUAGUACUUAACUUUACUGAUUCAAAAACAUACGAAGGUCGUAAAAACAUUAUAGAUGAAUGGAAAAGAGAUCAUGGAGUAUUAAUUACAAGCUAUCAGUUAUUUAGAUCCGUUGUUAAUUUUAAGAAUAUUGAUAAGUUCCCUACUAUAUCUGAAGGUCUUGUUGAUCCAGGGCCAGAUUUAAUUAUAUGUGAUGAGGGACAUGUAUUAAAAAACCAUAGCACUGCAAUAUCAAAAGCAGUUAAUCGUAUUAAAUCACUAAGAAGAAUUGUUUUAACUGGAACUCCAUUACAAAAUAAUUUAAGAGAAUAUCAUUGUAUGGUUGAUUUCAUCCGACCAAAUUUGUUAGGAUCAAUAAAAGAUUUUACUAACCGUUUUAUAAAUCCAAUUACUAAUGGACAAUACUCUGAUUCAACUGCAAUAGAUGUAAGAUUAAUGAAGAGAAGAUCACAUGUUUUACAUAGAAUGCUCGAAGGAUUUGUACAGAGAUUUGACUAUAGCGUUCUUACACCAUUCUUACCACCUAAGCACGAAUAUGUAAUUUAUUUGAAGAUGGCUGAUAUACAAAUAGAAUUAUACCAGAAAUUUUUGGAUGAUCAUAGACAACCAGAAUUAUUUAGUAAUUACCAUAUGCUUCAAAUGGUUUGGACCCAUCCUAAAUUAUUAGCAUUAUAUUUAAAACGAGCAGAAUCAAAACGAGAAAAACAAAAAUUAAAGGACGAAGAAUCACGUUUGUUAAAUGAUGAAAGUAGUGAUACUGAUUGUAAUUCAAAUUCUGUCGAUGAAGUUGAAAUUCCAGGUUAUGAUUUGCCAAACACUAAGAAUCCAGAUAUGCCUUACCUUAACUGGUGGAAACCAUUAAUACCAAAAACUAAAUUUGAAUCUGUAUACCCAUAUUCAAAGUUCAUAAUGAUGUUUUCAAUACUUCAAGAAUGUGAAAACAUAGGUGACAAAGUGUUAUUAUUCAGUCAGUCAUUAUUUACUCUUGAUCUCAUUCAAGAUUUUUUAGAAAAUGCCGAAGAUAUAGAUGAUGAAGGGGGUCCUUAUGGAAAAUCUUGGGAUCAUGGAUUAGAUUUUUAUAGAAUUGAUGGUUCAACUAGUUUAAAAGCGAGAGAAGAUUGUUGUGAAAAAUUUAAUGAUGUCAAUAAUCAUAAAAUGCGUCUUUUAUUGUUGUCAACAAAAGCUUUUAAUUUAGGUAUUAAUCUAGUUGGAGCUAAUCGAGUUAUUAUUUUUGACGUGACCUGGAAUCCAUCUCUUAACGUUCAAAGUAUAUUUCGUGUGUUUAGAUUUGGACAGAAUAAACCAUGUUAUAUUUAUAGAUUAAUUUCUGAGGGUACAAUGGAGCAAAAAAUAUAUGAACGUCAAAUAUCAAAGUUAUCUACUGCUUUUCGUGUAGUUGACGAACAUCAAAUUGAUCGUCAUUUUAAUUUGAAAUGCCAAGAAGAACUUUAUGAAUUUGAGCCAAAUACUACCAAACCGAAAUCAACAUUAAACUUACCUAAGGAUCGUUUGAUGGCCGAGUUAAUAUUGAAACACAAAGACCUUGUAAUGGACAUACUUGAACAUGACUCAUUGUUACAAAAUAAUGAGGCAGAAGAAUUAGAUGAAAAUGACAGAAAUGCAGCUUGGGAAGAUUAUGAAAAAGAAAGAGAUGGAAUCCAGACAAACAAUCUAAAUUCAACUUUAAUUCACAACUUAAAUUUAGGUUUUCCACAUGUCCAUAAAUCAAAUGAUGAUGAUCUACAACUGUUCAAUACUUUAAGAGAAUUAUUUCCUCAAGCUUCAAUGUUACAACUUCAUGAUAUGUUAAUAAAAGUUAAGAAUGCCCAAAAUGUUGAACAAUGAAAUAUAAUUAUAACUUCUCUUGUGUAGCAUAAUUUUUUUUUAUAUAUAUAUAUAUAUACUAAAAAUAAGUAUGAACUUCAAUAUAUUAAUUUAACUGUAACAUACAUAU
Messenger RNA from Rhopalosiphum maidis (corn leaf aphid), 4972 nucleotides. RefSeq names its product transcriptional regulator ATRX homolog. The record is from RefSeq and is a predicted model, not a curated record. Gene Ontology annotation, cellular component: nucleus. The transcript has 28 exons. Lineage: Eukaryota; Metazoa; Arthropoda; Insecta; Hemiptera; Aphididae. The coding region runs from base 310 to 4863 and encodes 1517 amino acids. Gene Ontology annotation, molecular function: ATP binding; ATP-dependent chromatin remodeler activity; ATP hydrolysis activity.